This is a messenger RNA of Drosophila navojoa, 1802 nucleotides long. It is a transcript of the gene Ptpmeg2, whose product is annotated as Protein tyrosine phosphatase Meg2. Gene Ontology annotation, molecular function: protein tyrosine phosphatase activity. Lineage: Eukaryota; Metazoa; Arthropoda; Insecta; Diptera; Drosophilidae. The record is from RefSeq and is a predicted model, not a curated record. Gene Ontology annotation, biological process: protein dephosphorylation.
GGCGGCUAUCCGGCACGUCUGAAGAAAGUGUUGAUUGUGACGGCGCCGCUGUGGUUCAAGGCGCCGUUCAAGAUACUUCGCCUGUUUGUGCGCGAGAAGCUGCGCGAGCGGGUGUUCACUGUAUCGGUGCCGCAGCUGAGCCUGCACGUGCCGCGCAAGGCGCUGCCUGUGCAUCUUGGCGGCACGCUGGAAAUCGAUCACGCCACAUGGUUGCUGAAUUGCCGCAAAUCGAUGACGAAUCGUGAAGACGAACUGCUUGCCAAUAUUGUCGGCGUGGGUGUGGGCGUGGGCGUGCCACCAGCAACGACAGCAGCAAACACCUCGGCCGCCGCGUCGCCAUUGACGAACGGCAGCAGCGCUGCCAGCGCCGUAGCAGCCACAAUCAUCAGCGCCGUGCACCAGUUGGCCGAGAGCAACACAACCGUUGUCACCGUCAGCGGGGAGCACGGCAGAACGGGCGGCGGCGGCAGCGGCAGCAGCGAGGAGUCGGAGCCCAACGAGAACAUCACAAUCAACGGACUGAGUCCCAGCCAUCGGACGGCGGCGUCUGCGGGCACGGCCGGCUCUCUGCUCAAGCUAAAUACCAGCGGCAUUCAGCAGAGUAACGGUACUGCUGCAGUUAGCAUUGCGCCGACAGCAGCAGCAGCAGCAGCAGCAGCAGCAGGAGCAACAACAGCAACGGCAGCAGCAGCAGCAGCAGCAGCAGCAGCGACGGCAGCUGACAGCGCCGCUGGCGUGGCCAGCAACGGCAGCGCAGCCGAGUUCUGGUCGGAAAAUCCGCCGAGCAGCGCCUCAUCCGGCUUCAGCGACGAUGACAGCCUGGCCGGGCAGGAGGGUGAUCCGAAGACGAUCGAGCAGAUCGUGCAAAUGGUGCGUGAACGGGGACGCCAGGGCCUAAUCAAGGAGUAUACGGAAAUAAGGAAUCGGGCGCCCGAGGGCACCUUCCUGCAUGCGCGCAUGCGCAACAAUCUGACCAAAAACCGUUACACAGAUGUCCUCUGCUACGAUCACAGUCGCGUGGUGCUCGCGCACGAGGAUGAGGACGACCUGUCCGACUACAUCAAUGCCAAUUUCGUUGAUGGCUACAAGCAGAAGAACGCCUAUAUUUCAACUCAAGGUCCAUUACCAAAGACAUCCCAGGACUUUUGGCGCAUGAUCUGGGAGCAGCAUUGCUUAGUUAUAGUUAUGACAACGCGCGUGAUGGAGCGCGGACGUGUUAAGUGCGGCCAAUACUGGGAGCCGACUGAAGAUAGUUCCUUGGACUUUGGCAAUUACCAUGUGCGAACCAUAAGCGUCGAGAGCAAUGAGGACUACACCGUUGCAUCCCUAGAAUUGAGAAACCUAAAGACUGACGAAAUUCGCAAUGUGUCACAUUGGCAGUUCACCAGCUGGCCGGACUAUGGUGUGCCCAGCUCGGCGAUGGCGAUGCUGAACUUCCUGCAGAAGGUGCGGGACAAGCAGGCGCAGCUGGUGCGCGCCCUCGGCGACACCUGGGCUGGACAUCCGCGCGGACCGCCCAUUGUGGUGCACUGCAGCGCUGGCAUUGGACGCACCGGCACCUUCAUUACGCUGGACAUCUGCAUAUCACGGCUGGAGGAUGUGGGCACGGCGGACAUACGCGGCACCGUGGAGAAGAUCCGUUCGCAGCGCGCCUACUCCAUACAAAUGCCGGAUCAAUAUGUGUUCUGCCAUUUGGCGCUGAUCGAGUACGCCUACUCGCGGGGCAUGCUGCAGACGGUCGAUCUGGCGGGAUUCGAUGAGCGGGAGCAGGAUUCCGAGUAGGGCUUUAACACACACACACA